GAAAUGUCAAUUUUGACUGUUUCCGCUUUCGCUAUUUCUUUUUCUGUCCUCCGUGGCAUGGCGGACGUCUUUUAACGUGAACGAGUUGCAGUUAUUUUGAAUUUUGCAAGUGCAUUUGCGAUUGAAAAUGAGUUUAUCGGCAUCUCGCCCGCUGGUCAGCGUUUACUCUGACAAAAACGAAGUGGUUAAGGGUAAGAAUGUCUCGUUACCCUACGUGUUCAAGGCACCGAUUCGACCCGAUGUAGUUAGCGAAGUUUCGCAGCUAAUGCGUCGCAAUAGACGUCAGCCGUACGCUGUGAGUGAAGCUGCUGGUCACCAAACCUCAGCAGAAUCUUGGGGUACCGGUCGCGCUGUUGCCCGUAUUCCGCGUGUUCGCGGGGGCGGUACUCAUCGUUCCGGCCAGGGUGCGUUCGGUAACAUGUGUCGCGGUGGUCGUAUGUUUGCUCCGACCAAAACCUGGCGUCGUUGGCACCGCAAGAUUAACAUCAACCUGAAGCGUUACGCUCUGGUAUCGGCAAUCGCUGCUUCUGGUGUACCGGCUUUAGUGCAAUCUAGAGGACACGUCAUCGAUGGUCUUUCGGAAUUGCCGCUAGUUGUCUCGGAUGAUAUCCAAAAGUUCCAGAAGACCAAGCAAGCUGUCGUUUUCUUACGCCGUUCCAAAGUCUGGGCUGAUGUUCAGAAGGUGUACAAAUCGCAGCGUCUCCGUGCCGGCCGCGGUAAAAUGCGUAAUCGUCGCCGCGUUCAACGUCGCGGCCCCUUGAUCAUCUAUUCCAAGGAUGAAGGUCUGCGAAAAGCUUUCCGUAAUAUUCCCGGUGUUGACACCAUGAAAAUUAGCAAGCUUAACUUAUUGAAACUUGCUCCCGGUGGUCACGUUGGACGACUCUGUGUUUGGACCGAAUCGGCAUUUGCUCGUUUGAACGAUAUCUAUGGUACAUGGAAAACCAAGUCUGUUACUAAGAAGGACUACAAUUUGCCUAAUCCAAUUAUGGCAAACACUGACUUGGCCCGUCUUCUUAAGAGCGAUGAAAUUCGAAAGGUUCUUAAGCCUGCCAAGAAGGCGGUUCACCGUCAUGUACGUCGCCUCAAUCCGCUGACCAACACAGCUCAAUUGGUGAAACUGAAUCCCUAUGCAGAGGUCACCAAGCGUCGUGCUCUAUUGGCCUCAAAGAAACGCAAGUACGAACGAAUUAUUGCUUCGUUCAAAGCCAGGAAUAUCAAGAUGCGCAAGAACAACACUGCACUUAAAUUCCUGGCUUCUGAGAAGAACCGCGAGCAGCAGUUAGCCAAGAACGCAGAAGCACGCACUAAGAAGGUUACUGCUAAGAAGGCCGAAACCUUGAAGAAACAUAUUGCUAAGCAUAAGGCAAAGGAAAAUGCUAGAAGGGCACGCAGGGGACUUGCACCACUGAAGGGUAAGAAAUAGACAAGUCGGCAGGAAGACGGUAAUAAUAGGCUGAAUGGAAAUAAGUCUACAACUUUUUUAAUUUCCAAGUUUCCUGUUCAAAUAUAAAUAUUAAAAUAAACGCUUUGGAUUACAUUGCUGUGGAACAUAAA
Molecule: messenger RNA, 1554 nt
Organism: Malaya genurostris
Lineage: Eukaryota; Metazoa; Arthropoda; Insecta; Diptera; Culicidae
Gene: RpL4
Product: large ribosomal subunit protein uL4
Exons: 3
Coding region: 128-1423 (431 amino acids)
Biological process (GO): translation
Cellular component (GO): ribosome; cytosolic large ribosomal subunit
Molecular function (GO): structural constituent of ribosome; RNA binding
Source: RefSeq, a predicted model, not a curated record